CUGGCGCAUGACGAUAAGAGUAAAAUAGACUAGACAACUAGGGUCCAUCGUGAAAAAUGGCUCUACUCGCGAGGAACAUCUGCAAAGUAUUUUCACAGACUGCUCAAAAAGGAGCUGUCAGAUGUUUGCAUGUAGGAACAGUACAUCGACAAGAAUCUGCAGUUGAACAGGAGGGAAAGGUAAAAUGCACGCUUAUACCAGGAGACGGUGUAGGGCCAGAAUUAGUAGUGUCCGUUCAAAGUGUUUUCAAAGCUGCGAAUGUGCCAGUUGAAUUUGAACCUUAUUUUCUCUCAGAAGUAAAUCCAACUCUAAGUGCACCCCUUGAACAAGUAUCCAAUAGUAUUGCAAGAAAUCGAGUAUGCCUGAAGGGUAUUUUAGCAACACCGGAUCAUUCUAUGACUGGGGAACUUCAAACGUUGAACAUGAAAUUACGUAAAAGUUUAGAUUUAUACUCAAAUGUUGUACAUGUAAAAUCUUUACCUGGUGUUACAUGCCGGCAUAAGAAUGUAGAUUGUAUUAUUAUUAGAGAACAAACAGAAGGAGAAUAUUCUGCAUUAGAACAUGAGUCUGUAAAGGGAGUAGUGGAGUGUUUAAAAAUAGUAACUGCAGUUAAAAGCCAAAGGAUUGCAAAAUUUGCAUUUGAUUAUGCAGUGAAACAUAAUCGUAAGAAAGUCACUUGCGUCCACAAAGCCAAUAUCAUGAAGCUCGGUGAUGGUCUUUUCUUAAAAUCAUGCCAAGAAAUUGCUAAGAUGUAUCCUAGAAUUACAUUUGAAACAAUGAUUGUGGAUAAUUGUACAAUGCAAAUGGUAUCUAAUCCACAUCAGUUUGAUGUAAUGGUAUUACCAAAUUUAUAUGGUAAUAUCUUGGACAAUGUGGCAUCUGGACUGGUCGGUGGUGCCGGGGUGGUUGCAGGUGCUAGUUAUAGUCCCGAGUGUGUUGUCUUUGAGCCGGGUGCAAGACACACAUAUUCAGAAGCCGUUGGUAAAAAUGUUGCAAAUCCUACUGCUAUGCUUUUGUGCGCUGUUAAACUUCUGCGCCAUGUGAAUUUAAAACGUUAUAGUGAACAAAUUAAGGAUGCAUUAAAUCGUGUUUUAAAUGAUGGAAAAGUAUUAACAAAGGAUUUGGGCGGACAAAGUUCUACAACAGAUUUUACAACUGCUGUAAUAAACUGCCUUCGUUAAUUUUUAAUCUAUAUUAAAUUUGAAAAGACCUAUGUAAAAUAGAAUCACAUACAAUAGGGGCAUUGUGCUCAUUUCAUGUUGUCAGAAAUAUUUAAUAUAACAAUGUUAAAUUGCAUAUUAUUAUCUCAUCGCAAAUUUUAUGUAACUUAACUGCUUUGGAUAUAAGUUAGGAUCUUCUUUAGAAAGAGUUGUAUGUUAUAAAUAGAAAAGUAUAACAUUUUUGUGUCGACGUUAUAUUUAUAACUGAGACUGUGUUUAUGACCAGGCAAUGCCAGUUGUAUGAUAAUAGUGUAAUACUCAAAUUGUACAUUAAUAAAUUAUACUACCUUAUAUUA
Messenger RNA from Bombus terrestris (buff-tailed bumblebee), 1516 nucleotides. It is a transcript of the gene Idh3b, whose product is annotated as isocitrate dehydrogenase [NAD] subunit beta, mitochondrial. Gene Ontology annotation, biological process: isocitrate metabolic process; tricarboxylic acid cycle. Bases 57 to 1181 code for a protein of 374 amino acids. Gene Ontology annotation, cellular component: mitochondrion. Lineage: Eukaryota; Metazoa; Arthropoda; Insecta; Hymenoptera; Apidae. The transcript has 6 exons. Gene Ontology annotation, molecular function: magnesium ion binding; oxidoreductase activity, acting on the CH-OH group of donors, NAD or NADP as acceptor; NAD binding. The record is from RefSeq and is a predicted model, not a curated record.